Batrachochytrium dendrobatidis JAM81 is the source of this 2226-nucleotide messenger RNA. RefSeq lists its product as uncharacterized. NCBI's taxonomy places the organism in Eukaryota, Fungi, Chytridiomycota, Chytridiomycetes, Rhizophydiales. The coding region runs from base 1 to 2226 and encodes 741 amino acids. The transcript is spliced from 2 exons. The record is from RefSeq and is a predicted model, not a curated record.
AUGGAGAACAAAGCAUUCUUCGUUCGGUACCUUACAAACCAAUCUGUAAAGGUUGAAACUCACUAUAUCGGCGAACAAGACAGACAAAGACCACUGACUGACGUUGCUGACCUGGUCGCCGCUUACAAGCCAGGGUCACUUCUCGCUGACACGCCGACCGAGCUACUCACUCUCCAUUAUGCUGUUGAUAGACCAGCCAUUGCUGGGGAUGUGCUCCUGACCUCAAUUCAGGAGCCGGUUGGUUCCUACAACCAACCGCUUGUCAUCAAGUCCAAAAAUGGUACUGGACAAGGCAUCUCUAGUGCAGUAUCAGGAGCUCCAGUAGGUUCGAAUACCGGAAUGGUUUCAGGAACAUUCGAAGAAACUGCAGAUACCGAAACCACUGUGUCACUUUUAAAGUAUCAUCACAUUGCCGAUUCUUUAAAAGAUGACAAAUGUGUCGUGCAAAUCGUAGAUGUUCUCCUUUCAAUCACAGCUGGAGAAUUUUCCGAGUCAAGCUUCAAAAAUUUACCAUUUGUAUUUCUCAAGGGCUCGUCUGGUUCAGGAAAGAGUCAGAUGGGCUUUAAUAUCAAAGCCAAUAUUGGUGAUCGGAGGAGAGUGCAUUAUCUCCUGUUCGAUCCUCCCGGUUCGACAUCACAAAGAAUCUACCGCAACUUUGAAAACAUUUCAAAGUUGUUCAGCAAAUGUUAUGUAGAAGAUGAGCACAUGUACACUUCUGAAACUUCAUCUCCAAGCUGUGGUUCGCUGUUCAAAGAAAGUCUAUAUAUGUAUGGAUUUAUUUUUGAACUGCUAUCCAACAAAUUCAGUCACCCACAACCAGUGUUUAUUCUGGACGAGUGUAUUGCUAUUUCAGACCAGUCCUUAAAAAAAGUGCGAUUUGUGCGAAAUUGCUUCCGCUCAUUGGGUCUGGGACUCGUUAUGAUGGGAACAGAUUCCAGAGCAGCCAAACUGCAACUCAGCAUUGGAGGAAGCAGUCGAAGUGAUGUUCCAAUGCCGUGGUGUCAUGUGUUUGGGGAAUUUCCAGCAGUAAAACUAGAACUAACAGGAUUGCCACAAACACUACCAAGAUAUCUCAAAUCUAUCAUACUCAACUCAAGGCCACUUUUUGCGCAGUUUGUCGCAGAAGAAAUCGCAAACAAGGUUUCAGAUUUUGACGAAUUGAUGAAAGCAGCGUUUAUUAAACUGAAAUCAGUCAAAAAGAUAUUUGGAAAUCUUUACGGACAACUUGGACAGGUUCGGCUGUUUCAUAACGCUCACUGUCAACUGACCGAUUUGGAAAGCCAAUCGACCAAUCUGAAAAACCAAUCGACUCCAUUGAUUCACUCACACUUUGCCCAGCUAGAUGGAAAAAAAAACUUUAUAUUGAUGAAUGAUGGAUGUAUUCAAGACCAUUCUGCUUCUUGGGAACCGUCUUCGGUGUUUCCAGAGCUAAAGAAUGACAUUUUGCUUUACCUGCUGUUGAUGGGUGGAAAGGGAUUUUCCGCCUGUUAUACAGGGGAUAACAAGCAGGUGCCAUAUGCAUAUUUUUUGAUGGAAGCCAAGAGUAAUCCGGAUUAUCGCAGCCAUAUUCUAUACUUUUCGAAUGCUGUGCAGGAUAGCAAUGAUGGAAUGUUUCUCAAGUCUUUGCUAUGUUCGACGGUCUGUUUGGCCUCACAUUCUAAUGGCGUCAAGGGAAUUGGUCUAAAACCGUUUCUGUUGAAUUUGGUAUACCAGCUUCAGAUUGAUAAACCUGAUUCCGAAGACGUCUCUAUACUCGAUCUGAACAGGCUCGAUGGUAUAACAUUUACUGUACCUUUUCUUUCACCGCCAAACCAAAAGUGGCCCGAUUUUGUUCAAAUACCUGGUUUGAACUUUAAUUGGUUAUCAAGAGCUCGAAACUCGGAAGGUAUUGAUUUGAAGACUUCCUGUGGACUUUUUGGAGAAUCCAAAGAUCACAAAGGUGUAAUCAGCCUUGAAACAAUGGUGAAUAUCAUUGGUAGGAUUCCUCAAGCAGCAGAGGUGGAACUAGUUUUUACACGAAAACUUCAAGAUUCGUACUUUAAUCCUCCAGCUCCAUCGUUUGAAGUUCAAUUCCAAAGAAGCCAUGUUCUGAAAAAGGCUUACUACAAGAUUGACGCUUCAAAGCCCAACACUUUGCUUGAACCAAUCAAGGGUCUUCCGUGCGACCAGCCUGAUAUGGAUGGAGUUGUUAUUUUCUUUGAGAUCAAUGACAGGGUUAUUAUUUAA